UCAUAAUCAUUUAUUUAUCGGUACUCGAGCUACCAGCUCCUUGGCGUCAUUCCUCAACCACAUGCGACUGUGGUUUGGACCAUGGAGCAGCUAAGCACGAGCGCCCGAGAUCUGCGCGAGCAGAUUGCGAGAGCCGAGGUAGAGUUGAAAGCCCUGAAAGAGCAGCUUGUAAAGAUUGAGGGCGGUGGACAGGUGGUCGACGAGUCUAUAUCGGUUCCGACAGGUGCGAAGCGGAAAUGGCCCCUGAGGGCGGUUGAAUACGAACGUUAUGGGAGGCAGUUGAUCCUCCCAAGUGUCGGUGUCGAAGGUCAGCUGCGCCUCAAGUCAUCUCGCGUGCUCAUCGUCGGGGCCGGCGGCUUGGGCUGCCCGGCUGCUGCGUAUCUCGCGGGUGCCGGCGUCGGAACAUUCGGGGUCAUCGACGGGGACAUCGUCGAGCCCUCGAACCUCCACAGGCAGAUUGCUCACGCGACGUCGAGGGUCGGCAUGCCCAAGACUGAGAGUCUCAUUACCUAUCUUCGAGGGGUCAACCCCUUGCCGACUUACAACUCGUAUCCCGAACAUCUCACUACGGAGAAUGCGGAGGAGAUCGUGUCUCAGUACGACGUGGUCCUUGACUGCACGGACCAUCCCACCAGCCGGUAUCUGAUCUCAGACAUCUGCGUCCUCCUUCAGAAGCCGUUGGUGUCGGCAUCUGCUCUCCGGACGGACGGCCAGAUGAUCGUUCUGAACUGCCCUGCCGCACCACAAGGUGCACCAGGCAGCGCGGGGAAGCCGUGCUACCGAUGUGUCUUCCCAAAGCCGCCUCCACCAGAGAGCGUUGUCAGCUGUGGCGAGGGAGGGGUUCUCGGCCCCGUCGUAGGGGUAAUGGGCGUGUUGCAAGCCGGGGAGGCCCUGAAGAUCAUCGCCGGGGGCCAACAUCUCCCAGAGGGAUCACGACCAAGCAUGGAGCCGCAGCGUCCUUCCCUCCUCCUCUUCUCCUCCCCGGGCAACGGCUCGCCCUCCUUCCGCAACGUGCGCAUGCGCGGCCGGCGCGGCGACUGCCUAGCCUGCUCGGCCGCCUCCACGAUGACGCUCACGAGCUUCCGGUCCGGCUCGCUCGACUACGUCCAGUUCUGCGGCGGGGCUCCCGGGCUGCCGCUCAGCAUCCUGGCGCCCGAGGAGCGCAUCUCCGCCUCGGAGUACCACGGCCUGCUGAGCAGCAGCCGCAUCAACGAGGAACACCUCCUGCUCGAUGUCCGGGAGAGGGAGCACUUCGCCAUUAGCGCGAUCGAGGGUGCGGUCAACGUCCCGUACUCGAUCAUCCAGCAGGGCCGGGAGAGGAACGGGACCGGGGAGGCGGGCGAGGACGAGAUCCAGCCGGAUUGGAUCCCCCCUGCACUGCCACAUCAUGCGCCAAUCUACGUUGUGUGCCGGGUGGGAGACAACUCACAGCUUGUGACCCGCAAGUUGAAGGAGAUGGGGCUGGAUCGGAGUGGGGAGCGGUUCAUUGGAGAUAUCAGGGGUGGGAUGAGGGCUUGGAAAGAGGAGGUAGAUGAGACCCUUCCCUUCACCUAAAAGUUUGGACAAUCGAAUGGCGCCCGAGUAUGAAGGGGAAUCCUCGUAUAUAGUUGUUUUGUCAAGGGGAGUCUUGCCAUUUGCAUAUUUAGGCCGCAUCCUAUUGCUACAAUGAGAGAGAUUCUGAACGCCAAUGACAAGGUAGUGGUCUCAAAUAAGACAUUAACCAUCCCAACUCCCAAAGAAAA
This is a messenger RNA of Phialemonium atrogriseum, 1742 nucleotides long. RefSeq names its product molybdenum cofactor synthesis protein. The record is from RefSeq and is a predicted model, not a curated record. NCBI's taxonomy places the organism in Eukaryota, Fungi, Ascomycota, Sordariomycetes, Cephalothecales, Cephalothecaceae. Gene Ontology annotation, cellular component: cytoplasm; cytosol. Gene Ontology annotation, biological process: protein urmylation; tRNA wobble position uridine thiolation. Gene Ontology annotation, molecular function: thiosulfate-cyanide sulfurtransferase activity; URM1 activating enzyme activity; adenylyltransferase activity. The coding region runs from base 82 to 1554 and encodes 490 amino acids. The transcript is spliced from 2 exons.